Messenger RNA from Blumeria graminis f. sp. triticale, 1380 nucleotides. The record is from the annotation of a GenBank genome assembly. Lineage: Eukaryota; Fungi; Ascomycota; Leotiomycetes; Helotiales; Erysiphaceae.
AUGCUUCACGCAUUGACUCCAAUUUUGUCCCUUGGGCUGGCUCUAUGGACAUCAUUAAUAAAUGCUUCUCCUUCAGACUUCGAGCAAGAAACUCCAUUGUUCGAUCCAGAUGACUACUCUAGAGCAUGUCCAGAUUAUGCAAAAUAUGUUCAGUUCAAACAUGAGCCAUUAUCAACAGGACCCAUGAAAUUGCCUUUUCAAAGACCAUCUCAAAUCUGCCGAACUUUCUCCUCGCCAUUGGUUGAAAAGGUUAUCCAAGAAGUCACUGAGGCUAUGGUUGAUAAAGACCUUGCCCGAGUAUUCGAGAACGCUUUUCCCAAUACACUUGAUACUACAAUACGAUGGCACAUCGAUGGACCCACAGUAGACGUUAAGUCCAAAGAGACUGCGCUGGGAAAGGCCAAGUGGACAGGUGCACAAUCAUUCGUAGUAACCGGAGAUAUCAACGCAGAAUGGCUGCGAGAUUCUACCAAUCAGUUGUUGCAGUAUCAACCUCUAGCCAAGAAAGACCUCGGUAUAUUCAAUUUAAUUCUUGGAGCAAUCAAUACACAAACAGAAUACGUAAUCGAAUCACCAUACUGUAACGCUUUUCAGCCACCACCCGCUUCCCAUCUUGCCGCAUCUGCGAACGGACAGAAAGAUCAGGUACAUCCAAACUACGAGCCAUCCUUUGUUUUUGAGUGCAAGUAUGAGCUGGACUCUCUCGCACAUUUCCUCUCUCUAGCGAACUCGUUUCAUAAUAAUACUGGAUCUCUAGAGUUCCUAACUCCUCGCUGGCUCAAAGCCCUCGGCACAGUUAUGACUGUUAUUGAUCAACAGUCCCAAUCAACCUUCAACUCUGAGACUGGAAAAUUCGAGAAAAAUGUAUAUACAUUCAGCCGACAGACAGACCAAGGCACUGAAACACUUCCUCUAAAUGGCGUAGGUAAUCCUCUUAACUAUGGAACGGGACUUAUCCGCAGUGCUUUCCGACCUAGUGAUGACGCUACUAUUCUUGGCUUUCUGAUUCCAGCAAAUGCACAAAUGGCCGUGGAGUUAAAAAGAACCGCCAAAAUUCUAAUGGCAGCCAAAUACACUGAACUAGCCCAUAAUUUAGAGAAACGAGCUCAGACCAUGAUGGAUGGUAUAUGGGAGCAUGGUGUCUUCAAUCACAAAAAGUACGGACAAGUUUUUGCGUACGAAGUCGACGGCUAUGGAUCUCAAAUAUUGAUGGAUGAUGCAAAUGUUCCAUCUUUACUAUCUUUGCCACUAUUAGGAUUUGUUGAUGCUUCAAAUCCCAUUUAUCAGAAUACUCGAAAAAUGCUAUUGGAGAAAUCAGGAAACCCAUACUACCUGGAAGGAAGUGAGUUUCACGGCAUAGGAGGUAUGUUGGCGUUAUAA